Molecule: messenger RNA, 1716 nt
Organism: Candidozyma haemuli
Lineage: Eukaryota; Fungi; Ascomycota; Pichiomycetes; Serinales; Metschnikowiaceae
Gene: MAL2
Product: oligo-1,6-glucosidase IMA1
Exons: 1
Coding region: 1-1716 (571 amino acids)
Biological process (GO): oligosaccharide catabolic process
Molecular function (GO): alpha-amylase activity
Source: RefSeq, a predicted model, not a curated record
AUGACUGUUGAUUACACUUGGUGGAAAGAAGCUUCCAUUUACCAGAUCUGGCCUGCCUCAUACAAGGACUCCAAUGGAGAUGGUGUGGGUGAUAUUCCAGGUAUCAUUUCUAAGUUGGACUAUGUGAAGACUUUGGGCGUUGACAUCAUUUGGUUGUCGCCUAUGUUUGACUCUCCCCAGGAUGAUAUGGGAUACGAUAUCUCUGACUACGAGAACGUGUAUCCUAAGUAUGGUACUUUGGAGGACAUGGAUAAGUUGAUCUCGGAGGUCCACUCCCGUGGAAUGAGAUUGGUGCUUGACUUGGUUAUCAACCACACUUCUGACCAGCACAAAUGGUUCGAGGAAUCCAGAUCUUCAAAGACCAACCCUAAGCGUGACUGGUACAUCUGGAAGCCUCCUAAGAUCGAUGAGAACGGUAAGAGACACCCACCAAACAACUGGGGUUCUUACUUCUCUGGAUCUGCUUGGAAAUAUGAUGAGUUGACUGACGAAUACUACUUGCACCUUUUCGCUGAGUCUCAGCCAGACUUGAACUGGGAGAACGAGGAAACCAGAAACGCUAUCUACGACUCUGCUCUUUCCUUCUGGUUCAAGAAGGGCAUUGACGGUUUCAGAAUUGACACUGCUGGUAUGUACUCCAAGGUUCAGACCUUCCCAGAUGCUCCUAUUAUCUUCCCAGACUCGGACUACCAGCCAUGUAAGGUUCACCACCAGUCCGGUCCUAGAAUUCACGAGUUCCACAAGGAGAUGUUCUCCAAGGUUACCUCCAAAUACGAUGCCAUGACUGUUGGUGAGGUCGGACACUCUACUCGUGAGGAUGCUCUCAAAUAUGUCAGCGCCAAGGAAAAGGAAAUGAACAUGAUGUUCUUGUUUGAUGUUGUGGAGACUGGCUGCAAGCCUGAGGAUAGAUUCCGCUACGAUGGCUUCACUCUUAGAGAUUUCAAGCAGUCUGUUAUCAACAUGAGCUCCUUCCUCGAGGGCACUGACGCCUGGUCUACUGUCUUCACCGAGAACCACGACCAACCAAGAUCCAUCACUCGUUUUGGUGACGAUUCUGCAAAAUUCAGAUUCAAGUCAGGUAAGAUGUUGGCCGCUUUGCAAGCUACCUUGACUGGUACCCUUUUCAUCUACCAGGGUCAAGAGAUUGGUAUGACUAACGUUCCAAGAUCUUGGUCUAUUGACGAAUACUUGGACAUCAACUCCAUCAACUACUACAACCAGUUCAAAAAGGCUCACCCAGACGACAAGGAGGCCUUGGCAAAGCUUCUUGACAACAUCAACUUGUUGGGUAGAGACAACGCUAGAACACCGGUCCAAUGGGAUGAUUCCGAGUAUGCUGGCUUUUCCACUGGUAAGCCAUGGAUGAGAGUGAACGACAACUACAAGGAGAUCAAUGUGGCUUCCCAAGUCAACGACGACUCCUCAUUGUUCAACUUCUGGAAGAAGGCUUUGAAAGUGAGAAAGGAGCACAAGGAUCUUUUGAUCUACGGUAAUCUCAAUGUCUUGGAUAUUGAGAACGAAAAGACUUUCACUUAUACAAAGACACAAAAUAAGGACACCGCCUAUGUGGUAUUGAACUUCACUGCAGAAGAAGUGAAGUUUGAGAAGUUGGUCGAUGGAGAGCUUUCGCUUAUUCUCUCUAAUGUUGAUUCCGCCGACACUGACGUCUUGUCACCCUAUGAAGCUAGAGUAUACAUCGUCGACGAGACAUCCUAA